Messenger RNA from Triticum dicoccoides, 870 nucleotides. RefSeq lists its product as uncharacterized. The record is from RefSeq and is a predicted model, not a curated record. The transcript has a single exon. NCBI's taxonomy places the organism in Eukaryota, Viridiplantae, Streptophyta, Magnoliopsida, Poales, Poaceae. The coding region runs from base 180 to 503 and encodes 107 amino acids.
ACGCACCACGUCCACAGGCAUCCAUCGAAAUCUUUCUCAUCGGCUCCUACCAGCACCACGCCAGGCAAGAAGAAAGCCACGACACCUCCUCUACUGUUCCUUAUCCGUGUCCCGUAGCUAGCCAGCAAUCUGCGCAGCAAGAAAAGAAGGGAGGUACUUGGAUCGCUUCUUCUGUGGAGAUGGUGGCGCCCAUGGUGAUCGCGUCCGCGGGGCUCGGGAUGCUGGCGGGCGUGGCGAUGGCGAACCGGACGACCAGGGACGGGCUGCCGGCGGCGUCCAGAUGGGACGCGCGGCCACGUUGCUCCACGUGCAGCGGCACCGGCCGGGAGGAGUGCCUCUGCAGCCGUUGGUCCGACGGCGACGUCGGCUGCAGGACGUGCUCCGGCUCCGGCCGCAAGCGGUGCCGCAGCUGCGGAGGCUCUGGCACCGGCCGGCAGCUCCCGGUUCGACUCAUCGCCCAGCAGCAGAAGCUGCCGACCGCGCCCGGGCGACGCGGAUACUAGAACUGAUAUUCGUCGGUUUCCCGGAGUAAAUCAGAGGUGCAGUUAGGCAGAACACAACACAUGAGCAUGAGUGUAUAGGCAACAACAUGUUCAUUCCUGUGGAUGUACACGUCUCCUUCAAGACGUAGGAGUACUAGUUAUGCAUAAAACAUUUUUAGAGCUCCUUUGAUACAAAUGAAUUUUAUAGAAAUUUUAGAGGAUUUAUAUCCUCUGGGAUCUUUCCUGCAUUGGCAGUUACAUGAUUGCAAUUCUUUGGAAUUUUUCCUUUGGAUUUGCAUUCUAUUUUGGAGGCAAAUUUCCAUCCGCUCAAUCCCUUUGUAAGAAUUCCAUCGUUUUUCCUAUGCUAUCAAGAACUCCUUCAUCCAAA